Messenger RNA from Homalodisca vitripennis (glassy-winged sharpshooter), 2343 nucleotides. RefSeq names its product UDP-N-acetylglucosamine transferase subunit ALG14 homolog. The record is from RefSeq and is a predicted model, not a curated record. Gene Ontology annotation, biological process: dolichol-linked oligosaccharide biosynthetic process. Gene Ontology annotation, cellular component: UDP-N-acetylglucosamine transferase complex. Bases 349 to 1020 code for a protein of 223 amino acids. Lineage: Eukaryota; Metazoa; Arthropoda; Insecta; Hemiptera; Cicadellidae. The transcript has a single exon.
UUCUGUCAGUUCUGCUGUCAAUUAGUUGUUUAUUUUGUUGGCGGAUUGUAACAAACCAAUUUAUUACAAUCGGUUUCUUCGAAAUUUAAACCUGUGUUGAUUAUCAUGGCUAGAUUUAAGAAUGGAAACUUAAUCAUGUUUUGUUAAAACUAAAAAAAUAGAGACAUUAGCGUGUAAGUUAUAGGUUAUUUCAUAACCUCAAGUGCAAUUCCACAGUUUAAUGUAUAACAAUAUUAUUCAAUCAUUUAUAAAAUUAUAUCAGCUAUAUAAAAUUAUAAAUUCUUCUACAUUAACACACUUUUACUGUAAGUUUCAAAGAGCAUAGAUUGUGUAACACAAUAAAAAAAUAUGUUGCAGUUAUAUACUAAUGUACUUCUGGUUGUUUUAAGUCUUAUUCUAGUUUUUAUUGUUAGAACCGUUUUACUAAUGGUUUUUACUGUUAAAGGGUAUAGGAAAAAAUCUAAAAGAUUGUCUCAAGAUUCUGUGAAAACCGUAAUUGUCAUUGGAUCUGGAGGACAUACUUCGGAAAUGAUGUACCUUGUAGAAUCUUUGCAUCCUGUCAGAUAUUCACCUAGACUGUACAUAAUGGCUAGUUCUGAUUUGUGGAGUGAACAAAAAGUUCACGAAUUAGAGAGUAAACUUAAAACUAAUGACCGUCAAAGCAAAUAUGAAGUAUUUAAGAUUCCUCGAAGUCGCAGUGUUCAUCAGUCCUAUUUUACUUCUGUGUUUACAACUUUAUACGCUAUACUUUCAUCCAUUCCAAUCAUGUUAAAAUUUAAUCCAGAACUAGUCUUAUGCAAUGGACCAGGAACCUGUAUUCCAAUAUGUGGAAUAGCUUUUUUAAUGAGGUGCUGUUUUAUAUCUGACAAUAAAGUAGUAUUUGUAGAAAGCAUCUGUAGAGUGAAAACAAUGUCACUUUCUGGCAGAAUAUUGCAGUGGUUUGCUGAUGAAAUAUUGGUUCAAUGGCCAGAAUUAAUGUCUAAAUGUAAAAGAGCGAAGUAUAUCGGACGAGUCGUUUGAGAUUUACUAAUAAAGUUUUAAAGUGGUUCAUACUGAAAAUGACCACAUUUGACAGUUUUUCAAGACUAAAUUAAAAAUUAUUGCUGGUAAACUAUUUAUAUUUAUAUAAAUAUUGCCUCGCUCUUGUAAAUAUUGUAAAUAUACGAAUUUAUUUUUAGUUCCUAUAGUAAGAGACAUACUGCAAACCUGGCCAUUUCAUUUUAUUAUUUAUUUAUGAUAUAAAGAACUCUCAAUUAAUAAUUUUAAUACUAUAGUGUCAUUGCAAGAAACAUGUACUUGUGCAAAGUUUAACGAAUGUACCUCAGCCCUAAGUGCAUUAAACAACAGUUUUUUUUUGCCACCAACCUGGCUUGAAUGUUAUGUUGUAUUAUAUUUAGUAUAUAUUUAUUUGAUUGUUACCAGUUUAUAUAUAACUAUGCGUAAAGUAUAUUUAUUAGUCUAUAAUUUUUUGUGUAUUAUCCUAUUGCAGGAAAAGAGUAAUUUUUAAAUAAUAAUUCAUUACUACUAGGCUUGUAAAAACUUCAAUUUUUUACAAUUAAAAUGUAUUACAAGUGAAAAAUUUAAAUGACAUUUGAGAUGAUUAUAGAAUAAAAUAAAGUAAAAUUAGUAAUGUAAAAUGUUAAUGUAGUAAGUACAGUAAUAUAAAUAAAGAUCCCUAUCUAUUAUUGUGUUGCAUGAUAUAGGAGGGUUGAUAGAUUACAUAGGUACGGUAUAUUAUAGAAAAAAGUAUAAAUUUAAUAUCACCUUAAUUUUAUUAUUCAAUACAAUACCUAUAGAGUGAUUACAUGGUCAGAACUUGAGUUUAGAUACUGUCUCGAGGAAGGCUUAGCCUAGGUUCUAUUUUCCCCCGAGAAUCCUCUUUUUAGCCUACAUCUUCUCUGAUGGCUAGAAGAAUUUGUGAUUGAUAUUUUUUCAUCAAAAAUUGUCUACAGUAAUCUAAGCGUAGGAAAUUACUAAUGAAAAAUGUUACUGUUACAUUAUAUGAAUAAGCCUGUAAAGAAUUGAAAUUUGUAUAGUGUAGUAAUAUUAGAGAAUUACAUUUUGGAUUAAAACACCUAAUUAACUUUAAAUUUUCAAUACUUUUUACUGUUCAAUAUUUAGGCUUAUUAAAUAUCUAGGUUGGGAUAAUUUGUUUGACAAGUAACUUUUAAUCUUAGGAAAGUUGCUAAUUAAUAGUUAAAAAGGUUUUGUUAUUAUUAGUUAAUGUACUUAAUGCAUAUAAUGAGCCAAAGAAAGGAAUGUGUAGAUAUAUAUUAGGUUUCUUGUAACUAUUUUUUAACAGCUGAUUACAAAAUAUAUGAAAUAAAGAUGAAUAUUUACUUU